AUGGAAGGAAACACAGUUCCGGUUGAGGCUGGAUCACGAUACCUCUCGCCAAGCCGAGCUUUCGACCUGUGGUUGGCCGUGCUGACCAAUCAUCAGAAUGGGCGCGACACGCACAUUCGCCAAAUCAAGGUGCUGGGCCCCCGAAGUGCGAAGCGCUCCAGUGCGGAUGCGCCUAGGGAGGUGUGUCCUCUCAAACUUCAGACCCGUGAGCUGCAGCAGUUCGCGAGCAUUCGGUGA
Molecule: messenger RNA, 237 nt
Organism: Symbiodinium sp. CCMP2456
Lineage: Eukaryota; Dinophyceae; Suessiales; Symbiodiniaceae
Source: the annotation of a GenBank genome assembly